Molecule: messenger RNA, 2127 nt
Organism: Heterostelium album PN500
Lineage: Eukaryota; Evosea; Eumycetozoa; Acytosteliales; Acytosteliaceae
Exons: 5
Coding region: 1-2127 (708 amino acids)
Biological process (GO): microtubule cytoskeleton organization; mitotic spindle midzone assembly
Cellular component (GO): mitotic spindle midzone; cytoplasm; spindle
Molecular function (GO): microtubule binding
Source: RefSeq, a predicted model, not a curated record
AUGACAAUUGAAGACGGAGUAAAAGAUAUAUUGAAAAAGAUUGUCAAAGUAUGGGAUGAACUUGGUGUUGAAAAUAACUAUAGAGUACAACAAUGUGAUCAAGCAUCACAACAAGUCAUAAAUCUCUAUAACAAUCUUUUAAAGAAAGAAGAGAAAUAUAAAGAUGAUGUAAUCAAAGAGAUCUUGGCUGGAUUGGAAUCGAUUUGUUCAAUGUCCACAGAGUUGGGUGAGACUGUAAAGGAUACCAACAAACCAUUGGCCAAUAUGAAUCUAUUACAGAGAUCUUCUUAUAUUGAAUCUCAACUUAGUACUUUAAGAAAGAGAACAGAAGAUAGAGUUGCUCUCAUUGAAGAUCUAGAAGCAACAAUUGAAGAUAUCUCAAAGGAAUUGGAAUUGAAAGACUUGAAUCAAUCGCAUAUGAAUGAGAGUGACAUCAAUGGAAAUGAUUAUUCAAUGGAGAAGAUUUCUUCACUUCAAAAGAAAUUAAAGAAAUUACAAGUUCAACGUAAUGAAGCAUUUAUUAAAGUUAAACAAUUAUGUUUGGUAAUCGUCGAAUUGUGGACAGAAUUGAGAAUUGCACCAGAUACCGAAUUUGAAUUGUCGAUCGUAAAGAUGUCCGAUACCAACGAAGGAAAGUCAUCACCUAUUUCACUGUGUUUGGCAACGAUCACCGUACUCUCACAAAAGAUUGACAAGUUACAAAUCAUCAAGAAAGAAAACGAAGCGAUGGUCACUGAAUAUGCACAAAAGAUCACUAUACUCUGGGAUAAACUCGAAGUACCCGAAGAUGAACGUGAAUCAUUCUUUGCUAAAACAGCUGGUUUAGGAAUGGAUGUUGUUGAAGCCUGUCAAGAAGAAUUAUAUAGAGUCGAAGAAUUGAGAAGAGCAAGUUUAUCAGAGUUGAUAGAGAGAUGUAAAGCUAAUAUUGUAGAGAUUUACUCUAUUAUUCAUUGGCCGUUGGAGAGAAUCGAUGAGUUGGUGGAGGAUACACUCGAUGGCAGUGAGGAGCACCUGGAGUUGUUGGAAGCCGAGGAGGAUCGUGCGCGUCAAGUCUACGAGAUUUCAAAGCCGUUGAUUACGCUGAUCGAGAAGCGUGAGGAGAUUAGAAAUUCAAAGAUUGAAUACGAGCAGACGGUUCUCGGUGACAAAGAGCGAUUGCUCUCGAAGAAGUUUGAUCGUGGAAGAUUCAUUCAGGAGGAGAAACUGAGAAAAGCCAUUCAAAAGUUGCCAGCCGUCGAGGAGAAGCUGAGAAAGGAGUUGGUAGAGUGGCAAAAGACACACGGUGAACCGUUUGCCUACGAUGGAUUCGACUAUCUCGAUCUGAUGGAUCAGCAAGCCGACAACGACAGAAUCAAGCGUGACCUCGAAAAAAUGAGAAAAGACAAAGAGAAGCAAUCGAAACUGAACGACGAUUCACACAAGCUCGGUGGAAAUGGAGCUGGAAAUGGUGGUGCCAAUAGUACUGCCGCCAAGAAGCUUAAUACCGUUGCCAAGACACCUGUUAAAUCUAGCGCUGCUUCGACUGCCGCCUCCAAAACAGUGGGAGUUGUAGGCGGUCCAACCACUCCAUCGACACCAAGAAACGUCAGUUCAUUGUUUAUCAAGAAACAACAGUUGCAAGCACAACAAUCGACUUCCUCGCAAACCGGAAACAAUGGCCACUCGGAGGAAUCAUCGAUGGUACAGUCGCCAUUCGUAGAGAGAAUCGGAAAGAAACGUGCUCCACUCUCGCCAAUCUCCAAUCAGCUGAAUGGCAUGAGUGCUGGAGGUAAUAUCAGUGAGAAUGGACAUGUCGUAAAGAAAAAGAUAGUCACCAUUCAAACGAAUCCAGUGGUUGUCACCGGUGGUUCCACCAGCUCGGCCGCAGCCAAUAAUCUUCUUAGAAAGAAACAAUUGGCAUCGUCACCAUUGAAGAAUACAAAGACAACGUCAUCCACAACAUCCGUCAAAUCAACAUUGUUGAACAAACCAAAAUCCACAACAUCCUCAAAAACUACAACAACAUCCUCAUCUUUACCAAAACUUCCAGCUUCGCUAUUACAACAACCUUUAUUUAAUCACGACCAAUCCAUCGUCUGUCACUAUCAAUAUGAUAAUGAAGAUUUAAUUAUGAAUGAAGAGAUAUAG